UCCCGGGAAAUUAUACGGCAUAGCAUCUUUCCCGAGUGUACCACAAAUUCCAGAGCUCCACCUUCACAUGAACUGACCUCUUCUUCCACUUCUCCUUUUUCUUCUCAUUUUCCACCACCCCCAAUUCCCCAUUUCCCCCCGUGUAAUUUCCUUUCCAUUCCUUUGAUUUGCGAUUUUCUUUGGUGGAAUCACCGCCAACUCUCCGAACCCCACCCCAGGAAAAUGAGGAUGAACUCUUGCUCCACCUUCGCCGCCUCAAUGUGUCUUAUAUUUCUGGCGUUCUCCGAUGUUUUCGUUAACGCCAAAUACCUCGACAUCUCUCACGAGUAUGUACCUGGCUUGCCCAAAUAUGAUUCGCCUACUGGUCUGGGAACUUUCAUGAAGGAUAGCACUAGUAUUCUUAAAGGGAAAGAUUUUAACACCCGCAACUUCAAUUUGAGUACUGAUUGCGGGACUCACGUCAAAGCCUUCACCGAUGUUGAAUCACUAGACCUCACCAUUCUCAAUGGUCCAGUGUUGGUGGUAGAAGUUCCAAAGGACAAGAACAUAACUGCUGAAGUUAUGCGGAGCUUAAAUAUUCCCAAAGGAAUAAAGCGUGUACUUUUCAGAACACUGAAUACCAAAAGGAAACUUAUGUAUAAAACAGAGUUCGACUCAAGCUACACUGGUUUCCAGAAAGAUGGGGCAGAGUGGUUGGUGAAAAACACCAGCAUCAAACUUAUUGGACUUGAUUACCUAUCCGUUGGUGUAAAACCAGAUAAGGGUGAUGUGUAUCAGGUGUUGGGCUAGGAUGUAAUUCCCGUGGAAGGCUUGAAUCUCGAUAAAGCUAAACCCGGAGCUUAUUUUCUCCAAUGUUUACCUUUAAGGAUGCCUGAGGCUGACGCAGCACCAACGAGAUGCAUACUUAUCCGGUGAUCUCCUUGUUCGUGAAAUUUUCUCUGAGAAACAUAUCUUUGUUAAGCAUAGGAAGUUUUACUUUUAAGCAAGUUUGAAAGUGAAUACAAAAUUUACUUCUUUUUAAUCUUGCUUGCAGCUUGUAACACAAACUAUACAAGCCUGACCAUCACUAUUUUCUAUCAGUUUAUGUUGAUUUGGUUGUAAAUUGUAAUCAGAAACAAUAUAUUUACUAGGAUAAAGAUGUUUGGAUAGGGCCACGUUCAAAUAGGGGGCCUAAUUGGUGCCCCCUUUGGCCCGAAUUGGCACCCUGGACGGGGCAGUAAAGUUCUAUUUACUAUCCUGCUUCAACUAUGUAUAACCGUUACUAUUUUCUA
Olea europaea var. sylvestris is the source of this 1271-nucleotide messenger RNA. RefSeq lists its product as uncharacterized. Lineage: Eukaryota; Viridiplantae; Streptophyta; Magnoliopsida; Lamiales; Oleaceae. Gene Ontology annotation, molecular function: arylformamidase activity. The record is from RefSeq and is a predicted model, not a curated record. The coding region runs from base 223 to 789 and encodes 188 amino acids. The transcript is spliced from 6 exons.